Molecule: messenger RNA, 778 nt
Organism: Tarenaya hassleriana
Lineage: Eukaryota; Viridiplantae; Streptophyta; Magnoliopsida; Brassicales; Cleomaceae
Product: glycine-rich RNA-binding protein 2, mitochondrial-like
Exons: 5
Coding region: 82-591 (169 amino acids)
Molecular function (GO): RNA binding
Source: RefSeq, a predicted model, not a curated record
UUCUCCUUCUCCUUCUUCGAUCCUCCUUACUUGUUGUUAUCUUUGUGUCUGCUCUCUCAUGUUUGUUCAUCGAUAUCUACGAUGGCUUUCUGUAAUAAACUCAGCGGUCUUUUGAGAAAAACGGUUACCCAGAACACACAGGCUCCUGUUUCAUCUCUGCUCUGUUCUGUCCGCUACAUGUCUACGACAAUCUUCGUCGGAGGUCUCUCGCGGGGAACUGACGACCAGUCUUUGAGAGAGGUUUUUGCUAAAUACGGUGAUGUGAUUGAUGCUAGAGUUAUCGUAGACAGAGACUCUGGUAGGUCAAGGGGUUUUGGCUUUGUCAACUUCAGCAGUGAGGAAUCUGCUACUUCUGCCGUAUCGGACAUGGAUGGCAAGGAACUGAACGGUCGUAACAUCCGAGUGAACGCUGCCAAUGACGGACCCAGUGCCCCUCGAUCUUUCGGUGGUGACGGCUAUGGUGGUGGCUAUGACGGUGGAAAUGGUGGUGGCUAUAACGGCGGAGAUGGUGGCGGCUGUGACGACGGAGAUGGUGGCGGCUGUGACGGCGGCGGCGGCGGCUGUGACGGUGGAGAUGGUGGUGGCUUUUAAGCUUAGGCAGGCAGUAACAAUCGUUUAGAUUGGCAAAUCACAUGGCGCUAACCAAUUUGUGACGGUGGUAAUAAUCGAAGAUCACGUCUUUGUGGAUCUUUAACUUGGAGAUCUGGAGUCUCUCUUUCUUAUGGCGCUAAUCAAUUUGUGAUUGUGAGAAUAAAAGAUGAAAUCGAUGAUUUUUCAA